ACUUUCUGUGUCUUAAAAGGAGUCUAUUAUAUGUAACACUGAGUUUAUUACACAGUCUUGGUUUAUGUCAUUUUCUUUUUAUGUGUUUAAUCUUCAGUUAGAACUGAACGCACUUUAAAAAACCGUCGGUUGAAACUGUUUAUUCAGUUUCAAGUUGUGUAAGAAAAAAAAAAGCUGAGAGCCUUUUUAUUGAGUUCAUAAACCAAACACAAAAUUUAAUCUUUUCAAUAAACUGAUUCUGGGUUUGGAUUAAACUAACUUGUCAUUGCUUGUAUUGCACUACUCGGGUGGGUCUUGGUUUAAUAUAAUUUUACUUUUUUUGUGUUUGCUUCAAGCUAUGUUUCAAGUUUUUUUUAAUUAAUAACAGUGAAGAAUUUAUCCUUUUUGGGUGUUUUUGUUCAUUAUUUUUGUUUUUGAGAGUUUGGAGUUUUUUGUAAUUGUUGAGGGGUUUGGGGGGAUUGGUGGUUUAUGGGAUGGGUGUUGUGGUGGUGCCACCAAUUAUUCAGCUGAUGAAAUUCUUUCUUAUUGCUUUUGUUUUUACUGUCCAAAGAUCUGCAGGAUCUAAUAUUUCUCCUCCUCCAGCAUUCUUUUCUGAGAUUUCUCCUACAGAAGGGCCACUACCUAUUGGAUCUGAUUUGAAUUCCCCACUUUCGCCACCUAAGUCCUCACCAUUGCCCCCGGAAGUUAGAGGAACUGUGCCAUCACCAAGUAUUGCAGCAGCAAAUGCACCAGAUAAUAGAGCUUCUCCACCAUUUAAUUAUACAGCAGCACCUGCACCCUUAAUUGCUGAAGGACAUGAACUACAUAUUCCGCCAAAUGCUUCUGGAAGAAAGGCCCCGAUUAUACAGAGUCCGGUAUUUCCGCCAGCAUCACCACCAUCCGAUAAUUUGAUACACGAUUCACCAGUGAUCCACCCUGUUGCACCUGAGACUUCACCCAUUAUCAAUGCUAGUACACCUGAAAGUACAGCACCUAGUGCUCAUAAAAAAGAGGCAUUCAUACCAGUUGCAUCUCCACCAAGGGAAGCAGGACAAAACCACCUAUCACCUCAUCCAAUUGCACCAGCAAAAAUGCCAUUUGUGCCUCCCGUUGUAUCACCAACAGGAGAAUUUUCAGGGCAUUCGCCAGCAAGCCUCCCUGAGGAAUCACCUUCUACACUACCAGGUCCUGCUCCUGAUGUCUCUCAUACAUCAAGCCCUCCCCCGAGCAUCGACUGGAAAAGGUUCGGAAUUCCUGUUGCUGCGCCACCGAGUGAAACACCAAAUCAAUUACCGUCUGUGAGCCAUCCCCCAAGCAAAGCUCCUUCUACAUCUCAUGGAACUUGGCAUCUCAAUCAUGGUCCUGUUCCAUCUUUAUUGCCUCCUGAAUCUCCUCUAAGUAAAAGAAAUCACACUUCCGCAUCGUCACCUUCUAUCCCAUCUCAUAAUCAGCACCAUCCAAGAACCAGCACCGGCAGCCCUGCUCCUGCAUUUUCUCCGCCCUCUCCAAAGCAGCAAGGUCCAGCUGUCUCUCCAUUUAUUCCAGCAAGUAGGCGAACACACUAUGCUCCUCCAUCCCUUAGCCCAGGAUCACCAGUUUCUGCAUUACACCCGUUCCCUACUCCAGUGAUCAAUAUCCCACCUGCUCCUUCUCCUUCACCAUCUUCACCAGAAGCAUCUGGAUGGACCAAAAUGCCUGUUCUUUCCCCUCAAGUUUCUCCUUUGGGGCCUUCACCAAGGACUCCAAAAAGGCCCUUUAAGCCACCAGUUCAUGCAUUCCCUCCGCCACCUCCAAAUGAAGAUUGUUCAGAAACUGUUUGUGUGGAGCCAUACACAAAUACUCCACCCGGCUCUCCAUGUGGAUGCGUCUUACCCAUGCAAGUUGGACUGCGCUUGAGUGUUGCAUUAUAUACAUUUUUCCCUUUGGUCUCAGAGCUUGCUCAGGAACUUGCUGCUGGCGUUUUCAUGAAACAAAGUCAAGUUCGUAUUAUGGGAGCCAAUGCUGCUAGCCAGGAGCCGGAGAAGACCAUCGUCCUCGUUGACUUGGUCCCUCUUGGAGAAAGAUUUGAUAAUACAACCGCCUCUUUAACAUUUCAGAGAUUCUGGCAUAAGCAAGUAGUAAUAAAAGCCUCAAUUUUUGGUGGUUAUGAAGUAUUGUAUGUGCGGUAUCCAGGUCUGCCCCCAUCUCCACCUUCCGGCAUUUCUAUAAUAGAUGACGGUCCAUAUUCUGGAAAUAACAACAAUGCAAGGACAAUAAAACCCCUUGGAGUUGAUCCGCACAAAAGACACCAAAAUAAUGGGCUUGGUGCUGGCAUGAUUGCUAUUAUUGCCCUGUCGGGUUCUGUGGCUCUAAUUCUGUGCUCUGCUGUUGCUUGGGUUUUUCUGGUUAGGCAUAGAGGUCACAAUCGUCAACGAACACCAACUCUACAGCCUUUGCCAUCUUCAGUUGCAAAACCAUCAGGGACCACUGGGUCAGCAAAUGGAAGUGGUCUAAGUUCUACUUCGUUGUCAUUUGGGUCGAGCAUUGCACCUUAUACAGGAUCAGCUAAGACCUUCAGUGCAAGUGAGAUUGAAAAUGCUACAAAAAACUUUGAUGCUUCACGGAUAAUUGGGGAAGGUGGCUUUGGGCUUGUGUAUAGUGGUAUUCUUGAAGAUGGGACCAAAGUGGCUGUGAAAGUUCUCAAGCGAGAUGAUAAUCAAGGUGGUCGAGAAUUUUUGGCGGAGGUUGAAAUGCUUAGCCGUCUUCAUCACAGAAAUCUGGUCAAGUUGAUAGGAAUAUGUACAGAGGAGCGCUCACGUUGCUUGGUUUAUGAGCUCAUACCAAAUGGCAGCGUAGAAUCUCAUUUGCAUGCAGGGGCUGAUGAGAAAUCUGUUCCACUUGAUUGGGAUACCCGAAUAAAAAUAGCACUUGGUGCUGCUCGAGGUCUAGCUUAUCUACACGAGGAUUCAAGUCCACGUGUUAUACAUAGGGACUUCAAGGCUAGCAACAUCUUGCUGGAAAAUGACUUCACACCAAAGGUGUCUGACUUUGGUUUGGCUCGAACUGCCAUGGAUGAGGAGCACAGGCACAUAUCAACCCGUGUAAUGGGAACAUUUGGGUACGUGGCGCCAGAAUAUGCUAUGACUGGGCAUCUUCUCGUCAAGAGUGAUGUAUAUAGCUACGGCGUAGUCCUUCUAGAGCUAUUAAGUGGUAGAAAACCGGUGGACAUGUCACAGCCACCUGGACAAGAGAAUUUAGUUGCUUGGGCUCGCCCGCUUUUAACAAGUCGAGAAGGGCUGGAAAUAAUGACAGAUCCAUCUUUAGGACCUGAUGUCCCAUUUGACAGUGUAGCAAAAGUAGCGGCUAUUGCUUCAAUGUGUGUGCAACCAGAGGUAUCACACCGUCCAUUUAUGGGUGAGGUAGUUCAAGCCUUAAAACUCGUAUGCAACGAAUGUGAUGAAGCAAAAGAAGACGGUUCAGGAAGCUCGAGCCGGGAUUUAUCUAUUGAUAUGGAUUCCGAAGCCAUUGCAGGCUCAGAACAUUUGCUAGACCCUUUCCGAAACCAACCUGUAGGACCCGAUUAUGAUUCUGAGCCGGACAUGGAAAGGGGGCUGUCGAUGUCGUUGUUCAGUGCAUCAGUCAGGUAUGGGAGGCAGGAAACGGGAUCAUUUAGGAGAUACUCUAGUUCGGGUCCGUUGAGAACCGGGAGGGGCAAACACUCAUGGCAGAGGAUGAGGAGAUUGACAGGAGAAAGUGUGAGUGAACAUGGGGAUAUCUUCAGACAAUGGCCAGGUUCACAUUGAUAAUUAGAAUAUAAUUUUGUUCAUACUGACAGAUACAAUUGCUGAAUAUCAAUUUCUUCAUUUCAAGACCGGAUUUUGUUCUCCACAACAGACAGGAGCCGGGUUGGCACGCAUAGUAGUCAUAUCGUCUACGCUAAUAAGAAUGACUUUCAGGAUCCUGGAACUGUGAAAUGAGUGAAGUUAACCAGGAAUAUCGUGGUUCAUUCCGACUCGCAAGAAUCUUUUGAAUCUUGAUACAAUAAAAACAUUUGAAGAACUGAAAGAGAUGUAAUAGAACAAUGAGAUUGCAGAAUCUUGAUGCAGCUUCAAAAUCUUUUUGAAUCACUGAUUCCCUGCAUGUAUUUAUGAAGGGUAGAUGAAUUGACCUUGUUACCGAAAUGUACAAAUUUUGAAUCACUGAUUCCCUGCAUGUAUUUAUGAAGUAUAUUUCAAGUCAUAAAUGCAUGUUUAUGUUUUAUUGGCUUAA
Mercurialis annua (annual mercury) is the source of this 4227-nucleotide messenger RNA. Its product is annotated as receptor-like serine/threonine-protein kinase ALE2. Gene Ontology annotation, biological process: protein phosphorylation. Gene Ontology annotation, molecular function: ATP binding; protein kinase activity. The record is from RefSeq and is a predicted model, not a curated record. The transcript is spliced from 16 exons. NCBI's taxonomy places the organism in Eukaryota, Viridiplantae, Streptophyta, Magnoliopsida, Malpighiales, Euphorbiaceae. The coding region runs from base 474 to 3761 and encodes 1095 amino acids.